This is a messenger RNA of Orbicella faveolata, 1806 nucleotides long. RefSeq names its product E3 ubiquitin-protein ligase pellino homolog 1-like. The record is from RefSeq and is a predicted model, not a curated record. Gene Ontology annotation, molecular function: ubiquitin protein ligase activity; protein binding. Lineage: Eukaryota; Metazoa; Cnidaria; Anthozoa; Scleractinia; Merulinidae. Gene Ontology annotation, biological process: regulation of Toll signaling pathway; protein polyubiquitination.
AUAUACAUCUGUUCUUUGUUUGAGUUGCAUUUUGUUAUCUGUGGCAGCAAAUUAAAAUAUUAUAUCUUUCAACUGAAAAAAUUCACUCUAGUGACUGGCUAUUGGCUAUUAAAGAUAUUCACAGUUCUUUAUGCAUCUGAUGUGAAUUGUUAUGAGCUUUUGGGAACAGAAAGAUCUAGACAUAAUUUCCCGAGCUAAUGUUUUGACAUAGAGUUUUCUAUUUUCUAGUUAUUUUGGGAUGCUGUUGACAUUAUUUUUUCUGGGACUCUUCAAAUGUGAGAAAUUAUUAGCAACAAUUUCAUUUUAUUUCAUUUUAUGUCUGAUUUGGAUCACUGUUUAAUCAGUUGAGAAUUUACAUGCGAAGUGUUUGUAUAGCAAAAUUUAUUGGAAUAUGUUUAUAAUUUGCAAUGCUUUGUGCUUUGUAUGAACGGUGUAGUUGGGGUUGCCAUAGUUGAUACAAUAACAGCCAAAAGUUUAUUGUUAAUUGCUUUUGCUGUUUUGUUUUUCUGUUGUAGGAGGGGAGAAAUGGGCAACCAAAAGUUAAACGACUCAAAGCUGUAGAUGAUGUAGGUAUGACAUCCAGUGAUAACGAUGAAAAAGACAGUAUUUACGGUGCGCUUGUGGUUCUUGGUUACAAUGGUUCUCUACCCGAUGGAGGAGAACUCAAGCGUCGUCACCGAAGCUCAUAUAUUUUGAGAAAGAAAGGAUCCCCCUCAGGAGUGCAACCCUACAAAUUGCACCUGGCUUCUUCAAACACUGGAAUGCAGAUUGUUAAUUCAGAGGCCCACAGUGUAUCAUACACAUUAUCCCGCGGCAAUGCAGUUGUUGUUGAAUACAGUAGAGACCCUACAACUGAUAUGUUUCAGAUCGGCCGUUCAGCUGAUUCUAAAAUAGACUUCAUUGUAAUGGACACAGUCCCUGGAAACAAACGUGCUGAAGUCAAUCAAGAGACACAAAAAAGCACCAUUUCCAGAUACUCCUGUAGGAUUGUUGUUGAUAGAAGUCCACCUCACACUGCCAGAGUGUUUGCUGCUGGGUUUGACAAAUCUAGUAAUAUAUUUUUAGGGGAAAAAGCGCCAAAGUGGCAAAAUGAAGAAAACAUGAUGGAUGGUUUAACAACAAAUGGAGUUCUUCUAAUGAAUCCCAAGGGUGGCCCAUCUUGUCAGCCAACAAUAUGGCGGGAAAUAUCAGUUUGUGGUAAUGUAUAUGGACUUCGCAAAACAAGGUCGACUACUGAGAGAGGGAAGACUGUGGAGGAUGAGUCAAAUGUUCUGCUUGAUGGAUCAUUGAUUGAUCUUUGUGGAGCUGUUCUGCUCUGGCGAUCUGCUGAAGCACUGAAGGAAAUGGCAACUUUGGAAACCAUUGACAAAAUGAGGGAGGGACUGAAUGCAUCUAGACCACAAUGUCCUGUUGGUCUAACAACAUUGAGAUUCCCCAGUCAGUUAGAGCCUGGCAGCAGUGUGGCCAGUGCUCAGCCGUAUGUAUAUCUCAAGUGUGGCCAUGUGCAUGGUCUUCACACAUGGAAUUCACCCGAGAGGAAUGCUGCUGAUAAAAGGACAUGUCCAGUCUGUUUACAGGCCAGCAGUUAUGUUCCAUUAAGCCUUGGAAGAGAGCCAGCAUUCUACCAAGGCAAACCCGCAGCAACACAUGCUUUUGUACCAUGUGGACAUGUUUGUUCUGAAGAGACAGUAAGGUACGAAUUCAAACAAUCUUCCCCCCAGUUUGUAGCUCAGUCUACAGAUCUCUGAUUUGUUGAUAUCCAGUUUGGAAUAUUUGCCCAGAGUUAGUAACAAGAGGUCCUACAGA